CAUUACGACGAGGGGAGUCGUUUUACGGCACUGUUGCGUCACACGCAUUGCUCAGCAGAAGAGACGCUGCCCCGAAACUAGUGGCUGCAGAUGUGUAGCCCGGGAUUAACCACCAAAACACGGACUGAUGGAAAAAAUAAAACGUCAUGAAAGAGAUUGACACUGUGGGGGGACAGAAGGAUGAAAACUGUGAAGAAAAUGAAGAGGAGGCUCCAAUGAGGCGUAGUUUCUCGGUAGAAGACCUUCUCGAUGAGGUGGAGAAGAUCUGUUACGAUGCCUCAGGGACGUCAAAGGUGGAGAUGGUGGUGAGGCUGUGGAAAGAUGGCUUCACUGUAAACGAUGAGGAGUUUCGCAGUUACUCCAUACCAGAGAAUCAAGACUUCCUGGAUGCCAUUAAAAGGGGGGAGCUUCCGGCAGAGUGGGAGAGCAGAGCAGAAGAGGAGGAGCUGGAGAUCAGUGUGGAGGAUCUGACGGAGGAAAAUUAUGUUCCCAGAAAAAAGGCCUUUCACCCCUUCAGUGGCCGAGGAUACCGGCUUGGCAGUGUUGCACCCAGAGUAGUGGCCAGGUCACCAUCUGUGCACGAGGAUGGAGAAUCUCUUCCCAUUCCCAUGGUAACAGUAGACCACGCCCUUCCUGUUACCUCCCUGCAGAUCUGGUUGGCUGACGGCAGGAGAUUGGUGCAGAGGUUUAACCUAUCGCAUCGGAUUGCAGACGUUCAAGAUUUCGUGGCACGCUCCCAGAGGAGUUGCCCACCUUUCAUCCUGACGACAUCCCGUCCUUUCAGAGACCUCAACGACAAAGAAUUAAAUCUAGAAGAGGCCGAUUUGGCCAACGCUGUCAUUGUCCAGAGACCUCUGAACACACAGGCUCCAUUUGGACACUCCUAACUAAAAGGGCGCUAUAAUUCACAGCCACUUAUCCCUUUCACUGACACCUCGCCACAACCCCUCCUGUAACUAUAAUGUUUCUUUAUCCAGCCAUUAGGACUGAUCGUUAGUUCCCUCUACAAUUUAUUAAUCUCUGCAUGGGAGUAUCUAGACUCUAAUGGAGCUGUUGUCAGUUAGUUAUCUCCAACAUCCCAGGUGCUCCUGAGGUGCUGUUGUCAAUGCUUACUUUGUCUUCUUCCUCUGGAGGACAGUGUUUACUGCCAACAGAUCUCCCUAAACCCUCCAGACUCCAGAAAAAACUGUCGAGAGAAACAAUUCUGGCCCUCGUGCAGAUGGUCAACCAUGUGUGUCCAUCUGUUGGUCCACUACCAGUAACCCUCCUUCACACACACACAUUAGCACCACCAGCACCACCAACCAAGUCUCCAAAGUCUUCCCAAACUGUGAUCACCAGUUCUUCUGCACUAUUUACAGUAAAAAAAAAAAAAAAGUCUGUAUCUCUUAAGUUUACAAUUAUAUUUAAUGAACACGAUGUUUUGUUUGCACAUUAUAUGAUUUAAAAAGACAAAAGGUGACUCAAAAAAAGCUUGUUAUUUAUGAUGGCUGAUUUUUGCAAAUUUUUUGCAUUAUUGUGAACGUUUGCCUUUGUUUUUUGGGUGGUGGAGUGGGGAUUUAAUUCAGAAUGUAAAAUGUAUUGUUUUAUUUGACUGCGUCCUUUCAAGACAUAUCACAAAAGUACAAUAAAAAUCCUCCUCAAAA
Messenger RNA from Larimichthys crocea (large yellow croaker), 1646 nucleotides. RefSeq names its product UBX domain protein 2A (gene ubxn2a). The coding region runs from base 147 to 887 and encodes 246 amino acids. NCBI's taxonomy places the organism in Eukaryota, Metazoa, Chordata, Actinopteri, Sciaenidae. Gene Ontology annotation, biological process: membrane fusion; Golgi organization; nuclear membrane reassembly. Gene Ontology annotation, cellular component: cytosol; nucleus. The record is from RefSeq and is a predicted model, not a curated record. The transcript is spliced from 7 exons. Gene Ontology annotation, molecular function: ubiquitin binding.